AGCGGAGGGCUGUGGCCGCCGGGGGGACCAUGCUGGUGCGGCAGCGACUGCUGUCCUUGCGCUGCCCGCCAGCGGCUGAGAAGGGUUGAACCGCAAGAGAGUCGGCGCUCUUGGCUCGCCCCCCUUCGCGACCGCUCCGAGAGCCUGGAGCGGCUGCUGCUGCUUGUCCGGCGCCUCUCCGGCUGACUCCACGCUUCCCGGGGGACCAUGAAGGGCUCCCCCUUUAGCAACCUUACCAAGAGCCUACGCAGCUGCGGUCAGGCAUGCCCGAUUCGGGGCUGAAGACAUCCAUUCAGCGAUCCUUCCCUCUUUGGAGGUAGGUAGGUGGUUGGAAGGAAGCUCCUAGAAACCUGGGGUGAAAGCAGACUUCAGCACCAUUUUAAAGCUGAGGAGGUAUUCACAUUUUGCACAGAUAAAUGUAGUAGUAGCUGUAACAAGGACAUGAGAAACUGAGUGGCAACGCAAAACCUCACUACUUUGGACUUUUUACGGUUCAUUAUGGAGACCAAGGAAGACAAAAAAGAGCGGAGAGGCUAUUUUUACCGUCUGAGAAAGAAGAGAGCAGCAAAACAAAAUGCAGACACAGCAUCUGGUAAUGCUUGUGGAACCCCUGUAUGCAGAAUUCAGACUGGGAAAGAUGACAGAAGCAAAGUCCCCUCAGCACAAACCAAUGGUUUGCAAGAAAAUGGCAACAUUUCUGUGGAAAAGGAAGACUAUGUCACUGAUGGAGAAAGAAAAAAGAAAAAGAGCAGUCAGCCAAAGGAUAUUAGGCGAGCAGAUCUCAAGAGAUAUUAUAGCAUUGAUAACAAUCAAACCAAAACCAGUGAGAAGAAAGAAAAGAAAAUGGUUUCUCAGAAACCCCAUGGUACAAUAGAAUACACGGCUGGAAACCAAGACACCAUAAACAGCAUUGCCCUGAAGUUUAAUAUUACUCCAAAUAAACUUGUGGAACUCAAUAAACUUUUCACACAUACUAUUGUUCCAGGCCAGGUUCUGUAUGUGCCAAAUACUGAUCCUGUUUCCACUGCUGGAAAGCUAGCUUCUUCAAGUCCUGGUGCUCCUGUUUCACCAUCAUCAUCGGAUGCAGAGUAUGAUAAACUUUUGGAUGCUGAUGUGGCAAGGAGGGCUUGCAGACCGAUCCAAAGAGUCCUGUCUUCCACAUCUGAGGAGGAUGAGCCAACUGUUGUCAAAUUUUUAAAAAUGAAUUGUCGAUAUUUCACAGAUGGCAAGGGUGUGGUUGGAGGGGUCAUGUUAGUCACUCCAAACAACAUCAUGUUUGAUCCUCACAAGUCGGACCCUCUGGUCAUUGAGAAUGGCUGUGAAGAAUAUGGACUCCUUUGUCCGAUGGAGGAGAUUAUUUCAAUUGCUUUGUACAAUGACAUCUCGCACAUGGAGAUUAAAGAUGCUCUGCCAUCCGACAUACCAAAGGAUCUUUGUCCUCUGUACAGGCCUGGUGAAUGGGAAGAUCUUUCCUCUGAGAAGGAUAUCAAUCCUUUCAGCAAAUUUAAAGCCUUGAACAAGGAGAAGAGGCAACCAAAAGUAAACAACUUGGUCACCUUGAAUUCUAAACGGAUAAAGCCUCCAGACAAGGAGAAUCCUAUAGAUUUCGAACUUCUUAAACCUUUUGAAAAGUCUUCCUUAAUGUCACUAGAACCAUCCAAGGACUCCAUCACUGCUGAUCUUUCAAAAGGGGUGCCUUUAGAGAAGUUCACUAAAGAAUGUUCUGGACAUGAGAUUACACUGGAUCUAGCCAAAGAUAAUUACCUUUUGGAUGAAAAUGGUUUUGUUGAACUUGAAGAACCUGAUUCAUCUUGGACUGAUGGCAGAGGAGACAUUAGAGAUGUAGGACCGAUAAAGGUCACUGAUGGUAAACUGACUGAGGAAAUUCAGCCACGAGCAACAAAUAAAGGCAACUGUGAACAAUCAGAAUUAGAUUUAUCAGAGACAAAACAUGAGGUUAUCCCUAAAGAGGUCAUUGAUUUAGAGUCCUGUGAAAAGCUAGAUGUAGUACCUGAAAUAAACAAAGGCAGCAGUUCACCAACAAGUAAUGUAGAAACUACUCUGGAUGCAAAGCAGGAGUUGAAUAAAGACAAGCUUAUUGAAUUUUACCUGAAUAAAGAUGAGUCAAAACCUCCGGAUGAUUCAUGUAAGGCUAAACUCAGAGAAGAGCAGAAUAACAAACAGUUAGGUAUAGACCUCAUGCUUAGUUCAUCUCAUUCCCAAACCAAUGAAGAUUUUACAAGCAAAAAGGUAGAACCUGAUUCAUAUUCUGUUGAAAGGACCGAGCCAUUGCUAAAAGUUGGCUCAGCAGUGCCUGAAAAAAAGGAGCAUGAAGGAUCGAGAUCAUCUUCAUUGGCAUCUCAUCUAGACAGAAAGGACUGUCGAGAAAUUGAUCUGGAUAAUAAAUCUGAAAUCAGGCUGUGGCUGCUGCAGAGAAUCCAAGUGCCAAUUGAAGAUAUGCUUCCUUCAAAAGAGGAAAAAAGCAAGACCCCUCCAAUGUUUUUGUGUAUCAAAGUGGGCAAACCUAUGAGGAAGUCAUUUGCUUCUCAAAGCACCACCAUGGCCCAGCAAUAUGGUAAAAGAAGGAAGCAACCAGAGUACUGGUUUGCUGUUCCACGAGAGCGGGUAGACCAUCUGUAUACAUUUUUUGUACAGUGGUCACCAGAAGUGUAUGGCAAAGAUGCUAAGGAACAGGGUUUUGUGGUGGUGGAAAAGGAGGAACUUGAUAUGAUAGACAACUUCUUCAGUGAGCCCUCAACAAAAAGCUGGGAGAUUAUCACUGUAGAAGAAGCAAAACGCCGGCAGAGCAUUUGCAGCUAUUGUGAAGAAGAUGGUGAAGAGGAUGAUGAUAAUGAUGAUGCAUUGCCUGUGUUGAAAAACCAGAGUGCUCUGCUAGAAAAUAUGCACAUAGAGCAGCUUGCCCGAUGCCUGCCAGCAAGGGUUCAGGGGUAUCCUUGGAGGCUUGUGUACAGCACACAGGAGCAUGGAACUAGUCUGAAAACACUUUAUCGUAAAUCGGCGUCUCUUGAUAGUCCAGUCCUUCUUGUUGUCAAAGAUAUGGACAAUCAGAUAUUUGGGGCUUACGCAACGCAUCCUUUCAAGUUUAGUGAUCACUAUUAUGGCACAGGAGAAACUUUCCUAUACACGUUUAACCCUCUUUUCAAGGUUUUCAAAUGGAGUGGAGACAACACCUAUUUUAUCAAUGGAGAUGUAACUUCAUUAGACCUUGGAGGGGGAGAUGGCAGAUUUGGUUUAUGGCUAGAUGCUGAUUUGUAUCAUGGUCGGAGCAACUGUUGUAGUACAUUCAAUAAUGACAUCUUAUCUAAAAAAGAAGACUUUGUUAUCCAGGAUGUAGAAGUGUGGACAUUUGAAUGAAGUACCUGCUGCCUUAAAAAGCCUAUGACUCUGAAAAUUGGGAUGUAGGCUGCCUCACAAUACAUUUCAUCCUCCCCUUACAAAAAAAUAGAUUACUACUACAACAAUCUUAUUCCAGUGCUGACAUUGCUCCUAUAAAGAUGCAAGAUGCUUAUAGAAGGCAUUUAUGACAUGUGCUUUUAAAGCAGUUUAAUUUCUUCUGUAUUUGUAAAAAAACAACAACUGUAUAGUACAUUCCAUGUGUAUUUUUAUUCAGAUAAGUGGAAACCAAAAAAAAAAAAAAAAAGGAACAGUUCAUUACUGAAUUCUAUGGCAUAAAGUGUUUUCCAUGUUAAAGUAGUAGUCAGUUGAACUUAUAUACCCAGCACGUAAAGGGAACUUUUUAUAUAUAUAAAUAAAUAUAUAUAUUUAUUAUUUGUAUAGUACAUUAUUCUGAAAUGCAGUAGACAUGUUGUUUUGUUUUAACAUUUCAAGUCUCAGAAAUAUUUGCUAGAAAGAUUAAUUUUGACAGAGAUCUUAAAUGGCAGUGAUGAAUAGUUUUGAUUUCCUAUUUUUAUAUUUUGCUAGUUUUUUUAAUUUUGUAAAUGAAACAUUUUUGUUGAUUUACCCUAAUUAUUUUAGGGCUGGGGACAGAAACACUGAGUGCAUAAUUCUGGAUUGAGAUAGGAAUAUUGGUCGUACUCAUCAUCAAAUAUAUAUUUGGUUGUGUUGACACAUGGAGACAGAUUCUUUUCACUGGUUAUCAAGGGCAAAAAAACCUCUUAUCAGCAGAGGUACUUCUCAGAAAUAUGUGGUCAUGGGAUGUAAAAUGAACAUGCCCCUACAUAUUACUUGAAAUGUUGAUAAAGAAAAAUGUUAUAAUACCACAACAGACUAGAGUAGCCAUUUUUUAAAAGAAUGUUAUUUUUUUUCCUGACUAGCAUUUGAACCCAGUGAUUGGCUUUCUUUAACAAUCACUUUUUUUUGGUUAUUUUUUAAAAUGACAUUUAUACUCUGUCCACACAUGAAUACUGCAUUCUUGUAAUCAUCUCUUGGAAGGAUAAAUGAUUAGAGUAAUGCAGUAUCCAAUUUUGCAUGUAUCCUACCUUGUGUGCAUUUGUUGAAGGAGAACACUGGAUCUGAAUUCACAUUAUUGAAUGCUGUAAAAAGAAUUAAGCCACAUUAAUUUAAACAAGUAUUGGUUUUGGCUACUUGCCUCUCAUAAAAAUGUUCCAGUUAUAAAAGUAAUUAAAAAGAUAAUGUUAUGAAUUCCUGAAAAAUUUAUAUUACCUUGAUAUUUUGCUUAAGAAGGAUGAGACUCAGACUCAGUCUAAAAGUACACUGUAUAUAUCACUUUGUACCCUGUAACUGUCCUAUUAAGGGUGCAGAUUGAUAAAGAUGGUGCUCUCCAGCAAGUCAUUUCCAUCAAGAAUAACAUGGCUGCCAAUUGAUAUAUACAGCUAAGCUAUAGAGUCCAUAAAAAAAAUCCAGAUUUGAUUUAGGAAUGGAUAUGUUUAUAUUGUCCAAUUCUCUCUGUGUUAUUCUAUGUGACCUGUACAACUGGGCCUAAUUUACAAAGACAGUGUUGAAAACUGUCAUUUAUCAUGUUUCCCUAUUUUUUUAUCUGCAGAAAUGAAAGAGAACACAUAGCUUUUCUUUGAAAUCAUCUCUCAGCACACAAGGUUCUUUGUAUGGAUUGGUCCCUGCAUUAGAUACAAUCUGCAAAGUUGUUUUUCACAUGAUUUUUACAUGAAUAGUGCUUCCUGUAAACAACUAUGUAUGUGAACACACACAUCUACUACUGAUUGUACAUGCUGUGAAAAAAUGCAGCAUUUGAAGCUUGCUGCAAAAUGUACAUUUUAGUAAAUAAAAAUGCAUGCAUACAUUUUAUCUGAUGGCACAUGGCAAAGUACACACAUAGUUCCCUACAAAUAAUUAGCAUCCUUGUAGACAAUUUAUCAUGUGAAAAACAGAACUAGGAUAUUUAACACGGGGCACGAUGCAUUUAUACUUUUUUUCCCCACUGAAAACUCUUGACCACUGGUGGUACUAUUCUGAGAGAAUGUCCCUGUAAUGUAUGAGUCGCUAUUAGUGUAACAUCUUGGAGACAUACCAGGAUACUCCUUAAAAGGUAAUUUGCCUGUAACAAGACUCUUGCCAACAGCAAACAAAAGGUUUUUAGAUAUUUGAUAUAUUUCACUACUGUUACCUGCAGCUUAUUCCAUUAUAUAUUUGUCAGAGUAUAUCUGAAAUGUUUGUGUUGUGUAUUCAAACAGUGUUGUCCAACCAAAAUUCAAACCUAUGGAUAUUUAAUAUGUGUAAUGCAGUGCUAUUGCAAUAUUUUCAAUAAAGGAAUUUAUGCAUUCA
This is a messenger RNA of Sphaerodactylus townsendi, 5721 nucleotides long. It is a transcript of the gene NCOA7, whose product is annotated as nuclear receptor coactivator 7. Lineage: Eukaryota; Metazoa; Chordata; Lepidosauria; Squamata; Sphaerodactylidae. The record is from RefSeq and is a predicted model, not a curated record. Gene Ontology annotation, biological process: response to oxidative stress; regulation of transcription by RNA polymerase II. Gene Ontology annotation, cellular component: nucleus. The coding region runs from base 499 to 3375 and encodes 958 amino acids. The transcript is spliced from 17 exons.